Messenger RNA from Phlebotomus papatasi, 1195 nucleotides. Its product is annotated as zinc finger protein 578-like. Lineage: Eukaryota; Metazoa; Arthropoda; Insecta; Diptera; Psychodidae. The transcript is spliced from 2 exons. The record is from RefSeq and is a predicted model, not a curated record. The coding region runs from base 1 to 1179 and encodes 392 amino acids.
AUGGAAAUAAAAUCAGAAAAUGGGAUAGUAAAAGAAGGGAAGCAUCCUGCUCCAAAUCCACAAAAUACCACUCAAAUCAAAAAUCCAAAGAAUAAAAUUAAAAAACCCAAUCCAGAAUGUGGGAAGCUAUACCUAAGACCUAAUCAAGUCCGGAUGCAUCAAGUGAAGCAUACACCUGAGAGAAACUUCCAGUGUUCUCAGUGUUUUAAGGCAUAUAAAAGUGCAAUUUCUCUGAAACUUCAUGAAAAAAUCCACUCAGAUGCUACGCCUUUUAGCUGUAAGAUCUGCGGAAAAUCUUUCAAGCUGGCCAAGUAUCUGAAAAUACAUCGUUCAAAACAUUCUUCCGAGAGGCAGUUUGAGUGUGCAGAUUGCGGACGUAAAUUUAAAUUGAAAUCCCAUCUCAAAGAACACCUGAAGAGGAUUCAUUUAGGCAUAAAACCAAGCGCAUUUUCAUCCAAGUGGUACGCCUGUGGACAAUGUGACCAGAUCUUCUAUGGCAAACACAACUACGAAGUCCAUUCAUUGAUACACAGUGAUUUUGUAGCUUUUGAGUGUCUUCAAUGCGAUAAGAAAUUCAAAAGUAGGUACUACCUCAAAUCUCACCUACGGCUGCACGAGAGGGAACAACAGAAAGGCCCCCAAUUUCCAAGGAAGAAGAAACUUCCCUGUUGCAAAGAUUGCGGAAUAUAUUUCAAAUGUCAGAAAACACUGCGGCUCCACAGAGAAAUGCGCCAUGGAGAGCCCGAACAAUCAAUUUUUGAAUGUAAAACUUGUACGAAAAAAUUCACCACUAUCUAUCAAUUGCAAAACCACAUAAAGUGCAUUCACGGUUCCCGAAAAAUUAAUCCAAAAAUCCAAAGGAAAGAUCUCACUUCUGAGUGCAGUAAGGAAGUUCCUCAGGGCAAUAAUCGUCUUCUCAAUUUUGAUAUAGCUAAUAAAAUUUUGAAUUUUAAAAUUGGAAAUUGGCAAGAAGAGCAAAAUCUGAAAAAUGAAACUAAUUUUCAAAAUUUACCCAUAAAAAUUGAAGAAAUAAAAACUGAAAUUGAAGAUUUAGAACCACAAGAAAAAAUGGGAUUAAAUGAUACAGAACAUUUGGGAAUACUAGAGACAACAAUUGAAUUUUCAGAUACGAUAAAAACUGAGAUUGAUUAUGAAACUGUAAUAAAAGUUGAAAAAUAAUUCUGUAAUCAUUGUU